AUGGAUGAGAUUUUUGGAUGCAUGGAUGGAAGAUUUGAAGUGUCAUUAGCAGAUUCAACAAUGAUGUCUAUAGUUCAUCGUGCCAUGAACAAAGCUCAAGAGAAAAUGAAGACAAAAACAGGAGUCCUUGAAAGGUUGAAUGAGAUAUCAAAAUUCUAUGAAUUGGCAGUGAUGCAACUUGAAGGUUGUCUAACCAUUGUUCAUGCCGAGACGGAAAGUAGUUUUCUCGAAAGCAAUCAUGAAAAACUACUUGAUGACCUACGAGAAAUAAAAGAUCGCCUUCAAGGACGUCUCGAGGAAUCGGAAUCGAUUAUUUUAGAGAAGGAUAGAGAGUUGUCACAAAGAUUGAAGAAAAACCAAACAACUAGUUACGUAAAAGUAAAGAGUGAUGGUAAUUUAUGUGAGUUGAGGAGUAGUAUGGAUCAACAAAUGUUGAAUAUUAAACAAAGACUUGAACCACAACAUGACGUAGUGGAAAAUGUUAUUGAAGAGAUGGGUUCAGAUAUUGAUGUAUUAAAGCAAACUAUGGACCUUGCUUUUGGUAAGAUGCAAAGUGCUCUUUUUUCAUGUGAGAUGAGGCCAAAAGAGAGGCAAUGGCAGUUGAAAAUUGAAAAAGAUAUGAUUUCUAUAUUAAUUACCAGUUUCAUGAGGGAGUUCCAAGAGAAUAUUGAGGUAGAAGCUAGAAGGAAUGAGAAUCAUGUUCACAAAUGUUGGCAAGAGCAUUGGUCAACAUUGAUGAAUGAGGUUACAAGUUUAAAGAAUGAACUUGUGACUAUGCAUGAAGUGUUUCCUGAGGAAUCUGAUUCUUCGGCCCUUUCUUCUCCGACAAAAUCUUCAUCGGAAGAAAGAACUCAUGAAACAUUUCAUCGAUCUCCUCAAAAUGCAGAAGAUAGAGAUCAUAUGGAAGUAGAGUUACAAGAAGAGGAAGAGAAUGAAAAUAGAAGCUUAGUUGCUAAGAUGAUCAAAAAUCAUGAAUCUAUUAUUCAACAAAAGAACGAAGAAUUGAAUCGGAUUAAGAAUCGAAUAUUACAAGAGAAAAAGGCGUCAUCGUCCAAGAAAAGAAAGGAACUAAGCAUCAUACAAGAAAAUAUCCAAAUUGCAAUUGAGAAAUUGGAUAAUCUUAUAAAAAGGAAUGAGAAACAAGGUGAAUCUCUUUUCAACCAAAAAGCUAUUCAUGAAAAGGAAACACUUCCAAGGAAGAAGUUAUCAUCACAAGAAUAUGAGAUUGACUUGGGAAAGGUAAUACAAGAGCAAGUACAUAAAUGCUACUUAAAAGAAAUGAUGAAUGAGUUGAAUGAAAGCAGUGAGAGAAAUGUAAUCAAAAGGAAAAUUAGAGAAGACAUAAAUUUUAUUGUCUUCUUGGAGACAAUUAAGGAUAUCAAUUCCAAUCAAGAAUUUCUCUUAGCUAAGGAACAUUUUGAAAAUGAAAUACAAGCAAUCAUAGAGGAAGAUAUAUGCAUGCUUGUAAUUAGAAGGAGUAAUGAAGAAAUGAACAAAUUGAUGGAAAAUUUCAAAUUUGAGUGUACAAUAAGAGAAAAAUUAGAUCAUAUUGUGUUGGAAGAAAGGACAAAGUUAUCAUCACAAGAAUAUGAGAUUGACUUGGAGAAGCUAAUGCAAGAGCAUGUACAAAAAGGUUACUUAAAAGAAAUGAUGAAUGAGUUGAGUGAAAGCAUUGAGAGAAAUAAAAUCAAAAGGAAAAUUAGAGAAGACACAAAUUUUCUUGUCUUCUUUGAGACAAUUAAAUAUAUGAAUUCAAAUCAAGAUGUCUUAGCAAAGGAAGCUUUGGGAGAUGAAAUAGAAGGAACCCUACAAGAAGAUAUAUCCAUGCUUGUAUUUAAGAAGACUAUUGAAGAAUUCAACAAAAUGAUGACAAGUUGCAAAGUUGACAACAUAAUAAGAGAACAAAUAGAUCAAAUUGUGUUUGAAGAAACAUUGAGUUAUUUUGUAAAUAUUUCAAGCUAUGAUUCAAUUUAUCAUAGAAAAAACACCAAAAUACAAGAAAAUUUCUCUACUAUGAUACUAAAUCAAGUGCAAAAAGUUCAAGGACAAGAGAACUUGACAAUUAUAUUGCUAGAGUCUCUACUUAGUUGUUUUGAAGCAGAGGAGAAUCUAAUGCUAAGUGCACAUUCUGAGAUCAAAGAACAUAGCAAACAACUCGACUUAGGUUCGGAACGCGGUGACCUACAUGAGCACGAAAUAUUUGAAGAUUUGUUAACUGGUGAGGAACAAACCUUUUCUUCACUAACAAGUAAGGUAGAAAAUGUUUUGCAACAAUUAGGUAUAAGCAAAGCACUUCUGAAGGAGUUGGGAACUAGCUUAGGACAUAGUAUACGUGACUCGGAAAGUUUUCAUCAGCAAAUGUUUGCUCAUGAACAAGAACAAUUGAAGUUGUCUUCUUUUGAAUCUCCAAUAUUUGAAGAAUUUGAGGCAACAGUAUACCAGAAAUUGGAGAUGUUUACUUUGAGGUUGCAAAAGAUGAAAUGUUGUGUGGAUCCGGUUAUUAAGAUGGUUGAUUGUAUGAGAAGAAAAGAGUUAUUGUACCAAAAGGCCUUCAUUAGAAGAUGUCAGAAUCUCCAAAAUGCUGAAGCUGAGGUUGAUCUUCUUGGUGAUCAAGUGGAUGCUCUCUUGACAUUAAUUGAGAAGAUAUAUGUAACCCUUCAUCACCAUGCACCAGCAUUGCAGCAGCACUUUGAGGUGAAAAGUUCACUUUUUUGUUUGUCCCUCAUAUAUCAUUUUUAUUGAAUAACUUAAGUUUCUUAAUUUGGAACACCAUAUUUUUCAGUUUUUAUAUAUUUUCAUUUAAUUGUUCUAACCCUCAACAGGUCUUUAACUUUUUGGAGUUGAUAAAAACAGAAAUGGUUGGUGGAGCUGUUCAGGCUAAGAGUAUGGUUACUUAAACAAAUUGGAACCCCGACCCCUGCAU
Medicago truncatula (barrel medic) is the source of this 2923-nucleotide messenger RNA. Its product is annotated as WPP domain-associated protein. The transcript has 5 exons. The coding region runs from base 1 to 2742 and encodes 913 amino acids. Lineage: Eukaryota; Viridiplantae; Streptophyta; Magnoliopsida; Fabales; Fabaceae. The record is from RefSeq and is a predicted model, not a curated record.